Candoia aspera is the source of this 451-nucleotide messenger RNA. Its product is annotated as ribosomal protein S6 kinase-related protein-like. The record is from RefSeq and is a predicted model, not a curated record. The transcript is spliced from 2 exons. Bases 122 to 451 code for a protein of 109 amino acids. NCBI's taxonomy places the organism in Eukaryota, Metazoa, Chordata, Lepidosauria, Squamata, Candoiidae.
UUUAUCGCUGCCUCGCCAGUUCUGUGCCAAGGGGACACCAGGCAAUAAACUUAGCAGGGAGGUCUUCUGCCACUGCCCGCUUAUGAGAUGGCUCAGCAGCCAGAGCGGCAUUGGGUGAACAAUGCCUUUGCCUCCCCAGUUCCCUGUCCCCCCGGAGCAAGACCACGUGGCCAUGCUGCAGAGCGUGAGGCGCAGUGCUUAUGCCAUCCCGUCUGCACUCGGCCAGGGCCUCCGUCUCCUGCUCAGUGAGCUCCUGUGCCAGGAUCCUCGGUGCCGGCCGUGCCACCUUCACCAUUUCCGCGCCCACCUCUUCUUCCGCGGCAUGAGCUUCGAUGCCGACGUCCUCAGGACGCAGCCGGCAGGUUUUGCGCUGGGCCGGCAGCCACUCAAGGGCGUGCCCAUGGGCUCCGCUGCCUUCGUAGAAUUUGACUGCGACCUGGGCCCCCCCUGA